CUAUGUUGUGAGGAGAGAUCCGUGGUGAGAGAAGAGAUGUCCGUGGUGAGAGUAGAGAGAUCCGUAGUUAGAGGUCCGUGCUGAGAGAACGGUCGCUGGAAGUGGAACGAUGGCUCCAUGUACAAUUACCGCUCCUGGUUGCCGAAUCAGCCGGACAACAACAAGAAGGAGGAGCACUGCGGAGAGCUGUCCUGUAUAGAGAAGUUCAUAAAGUGGAAUGACAGCAACUGCAAGCUGGUCAAACACUACGUGUGCAAAUACAAACCGUGAUCCCUGGUGGAGGACCGGAGAAGACGCUCCAUGUGCCAGACGUGUGCCGAGAGCCCAUCGCUUCUCAAUGGUCAU
This is a messenger RNA of Staurois parvus, 345 nucleotides long. The record is from the annotation of a GenBank genome assembly. NCBI's taxonomy places the organism in Eukaryota, Metazoa, Chordata, Amphibia, Anura, Ranidae.